CCAGCCACGCCGGCCAUAAGGAAGGCACACCUUCUUCAUGGUGAUUCCUUGUUGUACGGUGUGACUCGACAGACAGCCUGACGUCACAACACACACGCGUACACAGAAACGCCCUGAAUCGGUGUCCUGCCUCACAGGCCACCCUGACCGUUUAAGAGCCACGAGUUGCCUCCAGCACAAUUUCUCCAGCAUAUCGCCCAUGGUGGAUGGUGAAGUCGCCGAUGCUCGUGUCGCCGGGGACCACCUGCCAGAUGGCAUCGCCCACAUCGCCAUGCACUUCCAGCCACAGCCGCACACGCCCCAGGCCCCGCACGCCAGCGUUGAGCAGAGACGUCAGGCCGCUGCUAACGAGCUCGGCAGCGCCAGCGGGCUCCAACUCAUCAAGGACUGAAUGAACACACACACACACACACGCACGCACGCACAAGGCGGAUGCACACACAGGAUGAACCGACGAGCACCUUCCUGUACUCACUAUAUUCCCGGCAUACCUUCUAAGUACAUCUCUAUGUCGCUAAUUGCUGGCAGGCUAUUCGACCCCCGGCCACCGAAGGGGCCGCCCUGCGUGAAACUGACCGCACCCCACAGAUCAUCACCCACACAGACCUCGGCCACCUGCCUCCCCGCACCCAGCGCUUCCAGCACACCCCUCCUGUCCUCUGCGCCCACAUUUGAGCCGAACGCCACCGUCCCCACCUUCAAGGGCAUCUUCUCUGCCAGCAGCCGGCCCGCAGCAGCACCCAGACCGCUGUAGACACGCAGCUGUCUGGCCCUUGGGAAGUGCUGCAGGCGGUUGAUGAUGUCGGGGACGGGCGAGCCGGAGUCGGGAGGGGGGACGAAGCCAUCGGCAUUUUCAACUGUCACGUACCCCACAUAGUCGAAUGAGAGACACUUUGCGAUGUCGACGGCCGCCUGGCUGGGGUUGACGAUGGGGUGGGUGAGGUCGUGCUGACUGAGCCUGUAGACUACGUGGCUCGCCUGCCGUGCCGCCUCCUGGAUGGCCACCUUGAUGAAGGGGGAGGGGCGAGGGGGGAAUGUGUCGGCGUAGAAGAGGGACAGCUCGAAGGGGACCCACUCCGCGCCCUUCACAGUGAUGGGCACGUCAGGCGACACGCAGCAGACAUUGAUCAGGUCAUCGAAAGCGAGCAGGGCGGCAAGGGCAGUGGUUUCCGCGAAGGCUGGAACCUCCACGUCGAGCCUCUUGAGCGACUUGAGGCAGCCGCGCAAUGUGAGCACAUCCUACAGAUGAAAAGAGACGGACACCAUUCGUGUCCUUAUCAACCCCUAUCAAGCCUCUCUAGUGUGAUUGUGCUUACUCGGAGCCGCGCCGUUUCGAUGCCAUGCUUGAUCACGCCGAUACGCUCUAGUUGUCUGAGCGGCCCUGACUGGCCAGGAGCUGCCAUGGGUAUGUGCGCAAACACAGUCGCCCACUGCCCGUCCCGCAGAUGCCCCCCCACUUGUUUCAGCGAUGACGACGACUUAAUGAAUCGGCCCAGCUCGCUGGUGGUCCACUCCUCCUGAUCCACACACUCGAGUGCGGGCAUCUUCCAUCCCCUCUCGGCCAGUACACUGUGCUCCUGGACGGCUCCUGUGACGGCCCUGAGUGAGGGGAGGGUCGGUGGCGGGGCGAAUGGGGGAGGAAGGUAACAAGGCGGGGGCCUGGUGCUUGUUGUGGUGAUGCUGCUGCUGAAUUUGAUCGUCUCCAGACUGCCUUCGGCCAUGUGCUGCUGGCCCUCCUUCUCGCGCGCUUCACGCCGCCCGGCCACAUGGCCCUCCACGAUGCUUGUCAUGAUGUCCAGACAGCAGAACCGCUCGUAGCGUGGCUGCACAAGGCUGAGGGCCGUGAGGUUGAUGAGUCGCUUGCCGAGCUCAAAGGCCUCCUCAGGUGUGAUGCUCUCCCAGAAUUGGCGGUCUCCAUCUGGGGUGCAGUCGAUGUCGAUGUGGGUGUGCUGCUGGAAGGCCCCCUUGCGGACUUGCCCCCACUGCUUCAAGAGGGGUGCGAGGGCCGACAGCUCGCGGGCGGUCAUGAAGCUGAUCACUGAUGCCAGGUGGUCGUCGCCAAAGCCAGCAGGAGCCUGAACCAAAACACAGAACGACGGGAGAGGAAGCCGCAUGAGAAUGGAAGGCGGUCUUUGUGUGUUGUCUGUGGCUGUCUUUGGCUGUGUACCUUCUUGCUGUCAUCCCACACCUACACCCACCCACAUGACACAACACACCCAAGCACCAAAGACAAACGUCAAACAGUGCUCUCCGGCACCUCUCUGUUGAGCUGUGUUUGCCUACCAUGGGUGGCUGUGGGUUCGCGUUUGUGAGCGCCGUGGCCUCGGUGUGCGGCACCAUCACUUUGAACUCCUCACGGUGUCCGCCCACCUCCCUCAUGUAAACCGCCGUCCGUCCACUGCUCUCGUCGAUGCGAUAGACGUCGGCCUUGACCCACCUCUGCUUGCCCUUCUCCCGCUCGUUGGUCACCAUCUGCACACGACUGCCCUCCCGGUAGCGGCACGGCGCAGCGGACGCCAUUGCCUGACGAAUCGAACAAUCAAACGAUCGAAGGGAUGAGUCAAUGAGUGAUGGUCUGACACGCGGUCUGACACGCGGUAGUGUCUGCCUGUUGCACCUUGACUUACCUCGCCAUGAGGCAAAGCAGACGAAGAUGAAGCAACUGACACGGCGCCACUCAGACGCCGCUGACACGUGGGACAGUGCAAGGGGACAGAUGCAUCACUCUCGUUGACCAUUGACACCCUCGUGUUUUGCUUCUUGCCAGUGAGGUCUGCUUGACUUUUCUCACUGUAAGAAGGCGUAUUCUCUAUUGCGAAUGGCCAGCGGCCUCCACAGGACACUCACGCUCACUCAGUGGGGGGAAAAAGUCUUCUCAGUAGCGAUGGU
Molecule: messenger RNA, 2889 nt
Organism: Vitrella brassicaformis
Lineage: Eukaryota; Vitrellaceae
Source: the annotation of a GenBank genome assembly